AUGAAGAUAAUCAAGAACACGGCACCCGCGGCUCAGGUGAAGGCCGUGCGACCAGACGAAGUGGACAUCGAUCUGAAUGUGGUUGGCACCGAGGGCUUUGACGUCAUGUUCGCCCAACUCGAGCGGGCAUCUCGUUCCUUUGGGAUCGGCACCAUCUCAGUUACGGCCACCACCUUGGAAGAGCUGUUCGUCAGGAUCAACCUCAGCGAGCUGUCUGAACAUGAGCGGGGCGCAUGGUUGAACAAAGACGACGACGUCACCACGGCCAGCUCGUUGGUCUACGUUCGACCCGAGUUUACGCGUACGCUGGCGGCGCUGCUGUCCAAGCGUGCCAUGUGCCUGUCGCGAAGCUGGACCACGCUGGCGCUUAUGUGGGCCGCGCCCUUCGCCGUCUUCUGGGUGCUGCUGCUCUUCGAGAAGUCUGCAUUGCACGGAGUCACACCGUUGUUCACCGACCGCGUCCUGGUGCCCUUGACGCUGGCCGGUGCGGAACUCGACGAAAUCGACUCCCCCGAGGCGUUCGUGCAGUUCGGUCGCGACCAGGUCAUACCGGCGGCCGCCUAUCGCGCUCUCGUCGAGCAGCAGGGCGCCACGGUCACCACCUUCCUCGAUGCGCAGGAGCGGCUGCUGUUUCUGGCGAGCCAGGAUUUCGUCGCCUACUCGCAGCAGCUGCUCGUCGGGGCUGUGUUCGACGACAACGGCACUGUGGAGGCCUGGUUCAACCAGUACCUGCGAGGCGGCAAGGCCAUCGCCAUGAGCAUGGUGCACACGGCCCUGCUGCGCAACUUGACCGAAAGCAGCAAGGAAGUGACGCCGGGAUUGGUGCCCGCCGCGCUGAUCUCCUCGUCAGACUCCGUGGUCCAAGGCACCUUGGGCAGCCUGGAGCUCGUGGUGUCGGCGCUGUCCUCGGCCAGCGCGAUCACGACGGCCGCGCGUGCCCUGUUCCUGCCGCUGGCCGCGGGUCUCCUGGUGGCCGCGUUCGCGCUGUUCCCGACGGCCGAGCGCGUGAGCCGUGCCAAGGACAUCCAGAUGAUGACCGGCAUGUCCGGACGCACCUUCUGGAUCGCCAACUACAUUUUCGACCUGCAGACGUACCUCAUCGUGUGGGCGCUCAUGGGAGUCCUCCACGCCUUCUACUACGCGGUCACCACUGAGACGUCGAGCACAGCGCUCAUGUCCAACGGGCUGAUCCGGUUCGCGGAUCGGCGACACCGGGGCGAGGACCUCGUCAAGCACGGCGUCUACGAGUACGUGCUGGCGCUGGUGCCGGCGUUCGCCUUCCCGCGCGCCCUGACCAAGGCGCUGGAGUUGGACGCAGAGAACCAGGACUGCCUGAACCGGCGCAACACGCUGCUCGCUGGCAGCAGCCUGCUGCGGCACGUGUGUAGCCGCGACCCCAGCUACCGCUUCCUGGGAACCGGCAUCUACCACUGCUGCCACAUGGAGCUGGCCAACAACACGGACUGGGAGCCGCUGAGCCCGUUCGGGUUGCACAGCAGUGGCAUCCUGCCCGAGCUGCUCAUCAUGCUGGUGGAGGGCGUGAUGCUGUUCGUGCUGCUCGACCGGUUGGACUCCGGCCGCUUCCUCUGGUCGCCGCGACCUCCUGCUCCCGCAGGACAGGGCGCCGAGGCCACCGCUGCCGACGAAGAGGUGCGAGAAGAGCGGAAGCUGGCGGACGCGGUGGUCGCCAACGGAAAGUUCACAAGCGUCGUCAUGGCCGCCAGGGGCCUCGAGAAGAAGUACGGCACGACCGAAGCGGUGCGCAGCGUGUCACUUGCUCUGCGCACCACCGAGUGUCUCGGCCUGCUGGGUCUGAAUGGCGCUGGAAAGACGACCACGUUGGAGAUGCUGGCUGCUCUGCUGCGGCCCACCAGCGGAGACGCAUACAUUAGCGGCCUCUGCAUGUCACAAAAUCCCAGGAAGUGGCAGUCAGGCGUGGGCUACUGCCUCCAGUCGGGCGGCCUGCUCGAGCAGCUGACGGGCUCCGAGUUCCUGCGGCUGAUGGCCAACUUGCGCGGCAUACCCCUGGCCACCGUCGAACUUAUCGUGAGCAGCCUGCUACGCGUCGUUGGCAUUGACGAGGACGUAGCUAGGCUGCCGUGUGGAUCGUACAGAGACCUGGCAAAUAUUCCCAACCUCUCGCACUCCCUGUAUGCAGAUGAUAUUACCUUGUGGACCACUACAGGCAGCAUAGGCGACAUGGAGGCGACCUUACAAGCAGGGGCCGAUGUGGUGGUGGAGCGGGCUAUGGCAAUAGGUCUCGCAUGCUCCCCGACCAAGUCGGAACUUCUUGUUCUUCACCCCCCCAAGAGUCGCACAGACCCAACUCCAAACCCCAGCAUCCGUAUCCACAUGAAGACGUAUUCCAUUCCAGAGGUCACACAGCUACGAGUGCUUGGCAUGGUCAUGCAGAACAACGGCAGACAUACGGCGACCUUGAACAAACUCACCACCACACCGCAGAUGAUGGCAAGCAUCCUCUGCAGAUGCUAG
Messenger RNA from Dermacentor andersoni, 2493 nucleotides. The record is from RefSeq and is a predicted model, not a curated record. Lineage: Eukaryota; Metazoa; Arthropoda; Arachnida; Ixodida; Ixodidae.